AUGGCUAAGACAUACGAUUAUUUGUUUAAACUGUUGCUGAUAGGAGACAGCGGAGUUGGAAAGACGUGUUUGCUGUUCCGCUUCAGCGAGGACGCGUUCAACACCACCUUCAUUUCUACUAUCGGAAUAGACUUCAAAAUAAGGACUAUCGAGUUAAAUGGAAAGAAAAUCAAACUCCAGAUAUGGGACACAGCAGGACAGGAGAGGUUUAGGACCAUCACCACAGCGUACUACAGAGGAGCAAUGGGUAUUAUGUUAGUGUACGAUAUCACUAGUGAAAAGUCCUUUGAAAACAUCAAGAACUGGAUUCGCAAUAUUGAAGAGCAUGCAUCAUCAGAUGUAGAGAGGAUGAUCCUGGGAAACAAAUGUGACAUGAAUGAAAAGAGACAGGUAUCCAAGGAGCGAGGAGAGAAGCUGGCAAUAGACUAUGGGAUCAAGUUUUUAGAAACCAGCGCAAAAACCAGCAUGAAUGUAGAAGAGGCAUUUUUCACCCUGGCCAGAGACAUCAUGUCUAGACUCAACAGAAAAAUGAAUGACGGCAGUAACGGCGAGAGUGGAGCACCCAUUAAAAUAACAGAGAAACGUUCAAAGAAGCACAGCUUAUUCAGAUGCACGCUGAUAUGACGGACUACAAUGAAUGGACUGCAUUUAUAGACUUGAUCUUUCUCGCUGCAGAAUCAGCUGGUGUGAGAAGUCAUGUGAGCUAUGACUGAGAGCUGCUCACGUCCUUCAUUAUGGCACACAGACACCUGUUAAUACAGCUGCACAGGCAAGUUGAAAAUACGAAUACUGGAGGGAAAUCAACCGUAUUGAUUUCUUUGAUAUGAACACAUUAUACUUUGACUGCCAUUAUAGAUUUAGUUUAAAAUAUAAAGGUCAAAAUUAAUUUUAUAAUGCUCUUAUUCAUGUUUUUAAGGGUUUAUAAGUGUAGUCUAGCAGACAGUGUUGCACUGCCAAUGAAACCUUAUGUAUAUAGUCUCUAAAAAGAACACCUCAAAAGACCUAUAUGAAGGUAACUUUAGAAUUAACCAAUAUUUCUUAUUUUGUAAAUGUCUCUAGAUGUUUCCCACAGGCACAUAACUUAU
This is a messenger RNA of Trichomycterus rosablanca, 1085 nucleotides long. RefSeq names its product RAB8B, member RAS oncogene family (gene rab8b). Gene Ontology annotation, biological process: protein secretion; endocytic recycling; Golgi vesicle fusion to target membrane. The record is from RefSeq and is a predicted model, not a curated record. Gene Ontology annotation, cellular component: endosome; synaptic vesicle; trans-Golgi network transport vesicle. The transcript has 7 exons. Lineage: Eukaryota; Metazoa; Chordata; Actinopteri; Siluriformes; Trichomycteridae. Bases 1 to 624 code for a protein of 207 amino acids. Gene Ontology annotation, molecular function: GTPase activity; GTP binding.